Molecule: messenger RNA, 4999 nt
Organism: Parasteatoda tepidariorum (common house spider)
Lineage: Eukaryota; Metazoa; Arthropoda; Arachnida; Araneae; Theridiidae
Product: acetylcholine receptor subunit alpha-like 1
Biological process (GO): monoatomic ion transmembrane transport
Cellular component (GO): postsynaptic membrane
Molecular function (GO): acetylcholine-gated monoatomic cation-selective channel activity; transmembrane signaling receptor activity
Source: RefSeq, a predicted model, not a curated record
AGCUGCGUAGUGAAAACAGUUUUAUGCACGUGUUUACGUUGAAUUCUUAAAAAUUUCUUAAAAUUUACUGCCGAAUGCAGGAAAAGCAAUAAGUUUUUUAAGUUCUAAAAGAGGAAUUCGAUUACGAUUCUUUUCUGAGUUCGAUAUGCUAUAUUCCAAAGCUGCAGACGAUAGUUUUACCCGGAAGAAAAGAAAUUGCCGAACAAUGUUUACUUUUUCGAACCGAGAAUUUGCAUAGAGUGACAUUAUUGGACGUAAUAUUUAUCGUCUUAAAUUCAUUGCAGCAUCGAAUGAAAUUCGCACCCGAAACAAAUGGUUCGAUCGAUUUUCUCCAGGCGUUUGUUUUCGUUUACAGUUUUAUUGCUCUUAUGCCCGAUCCACGCAAAUGAUGAUACUAAGAGACUCUAUGAUGAUCUCAUUAAUGGUUAUAAUUCCCUCAUACGACCUGUUGGCAAUAACUCAGACAGGUUAACAGUUAAAAUGGGUCUCCGGCUUUCACAGCUUAUUGACGUAAAUCUCAAAAAUCAAAUUAUGACGACAAAUGUUUGGGUAGAACAGGAAUGGAAUGAUUAUAAAAUGAGGUGGGAUCCAGAUGAUUAUGGCGGUGUAACGAAACUACAUGUACCAGCUGAAUUAAUAUGGCUGCCAGACAUCGUACUCUACAACAAUGCAGAUGGAAACUACGAAGUGACAAUUAUGACCAAAGCGAUUCUCCACUCUGACGGGAUGGUAUAUUGGAAGCCUCCAGCCAUCUACAAGAGCUCUUGCCUCAUGGACGUCGAAUAUUUCCCAUUCGACGAGCAAACAUGCUUUAUGAAGUUUGGAUCCUGGACAUACGACGGAUACACGGUAGAUUUGAAGCACAAGCAUCAGCGAGAAGAAGAACCAGAAAUACCAAUAGGUAUCGAUCUUAGCGAAUUUUACCUCAGCGUAGAAUGGGAUAUAAUGGCAGUCCCGGCCAGAAGAAAAGAACGUUUUUAUAGCUGCUGCGAAGAACCCUACCCAGAUAUCACAUACAACAUUACCAUACGAAGAAAAACACUGUUUUAUACAGUAAAUCUAAUAAUACCUUGCGUUGCCAUAUCUUUUCUAUCUAUCCUGGUAUUCUAUUUGCCAUCUGAUAGCGGAGAAAAAGUAUCUUUGUCAAUUUCAAUCAUGCUAUCUCUGGGAGUAUUCUUCCUUCUUCUAUCAGAGAUAAUCCCACCUACUUCUCUGACUGUACCGUUGUUGGGAAAGUACCUCUUGUUCACCAUGAUCCUGGUGUCGUUCUCAGUUAUAGUGACCAUUGCGGUACUUAAUGUUAACUUCCGGUCCCCAGCAACUCACAAAAUGGCGCCUUGGGUGCGGAAAGUCUUCCUCGAAAUUCUGCCUAAAUUUCUUCUGAUGAAAAGACCGGAAGAUCCACAGGAAUCGUCGGACACCUCCGGCACGAAGCCAACUAUCUUGAGCCAGUUUAAUAACGUGGACAUCAGCGAUACCGUUCCAGGUGCCAUUUUGGACAGAGAAAGAAUCGUUGCGAGUGAAAUAGAAUGUUCCUAUAUUGAUAGUCACGAUUCCAAUCUUCAGUUGGCUGAGAGGCAGGAGGAUGAAGAAAUGGAAAGGGCUGUCCUAAAUGUUCGAUUUAUAUCGCAACACAUGGAGAAUUUGGAUUCCUACUCAGAGAUAGAAGGUGAUUGGCAAUACGUGGCAAUGGUUCUAGACAGGCUUUUCCUUUGGAUAUUUUCAAUAGCGUGCAUAGUAGGGACAGGCUGCAUAAUUCUUAGAGCACCAGCUCUUUAUGACGACAAAAUGCCGAUAGACGUCCUAUUUUCCAGAGUAACACCAAGACUGAGACAUGUGGACUAAAUAUUGCAUACAUUAGUACAAAAUGAAUUUAGCAUCUAUUAAGCAACAAAAUCAAUUAUUUUCAGACAAUGUAAUAUAUACAAAUGCAAAUGUAAUAGUUAUAAUUUGCAUUUAUGUGUUAUGUAGUUAUGAGAUAAUUUUAAAAGUCAUAGUUGUAGUUGGCAGAUACUUUUUAAAAACAAAUAUUGCAAAAAAGUUGAAUUAAAUAUAUCUUCAGUAGCUUUUAAGUAGAAUCGUAUGGUUAAUUUUUUUUUAACUCUGCCCUUAACUUAUACAGCGCAAGAAGUCUCGUCUUCGUUUCAGAAAUAUGUUUGAAAUAUUGUAAAGCAUAAAAGCAUUUUUGUAUAUCAAAAACAUUGAAUAUUCUUUUUUCUAAAUUUAUAAAUGAAAAAGAAAUGCUUAUACUUUCAGCGUACAUGCAUACUUACAACGAUUAAAACAAUCGUAAACAUUAAUGUAUCUCUAAGAAAUCAUAAUCUAAUUGUAAACUUAUUGAUUGAAAAUCAAUAUUAUAAAAUGAUAAAAAAAAAUUUCCAAGCGAAACUUUAAUGACAUAUUUCUAAAUGAUUUUCAUAAACAAACUACUUUAAAAACUUGGUAUCAACUUCAAUUCAAACUAUACAGUGCUGAACUUAAUAAUUGCUUCUACGAGUCUCAGCGGCAACCAAAUUUUGAUUGAAUUAUUAUUAAUGUAGAUAAAUGCACCUCAAAUUUUAAAACAAAUGAAAUUUGAAAAAAAUAACCAGAACAAUAUUUUAAAAAAAAUUAGCAAUUAAUAAAGUUAGGUUAGACAAAAAAGGCAAAUCAAAUGUACACUCAGAAAUAAAACUCUUACUUUUGACGACUCAACAAUCCUUGAUCAGUAUUUCGUUAAUUUUGGGAAUCAUUUCGUCACGAAAUCACCGGAUUUGUGACGAAACGUGAACUCUCAGUUGUAUGACAAAAUGUUUCCUCUAUUCGAAACCUCUUCAUACUGCAAUAUGGGAAAUUUCUAGCUACAAUGACGAAACUAGAAAAACGACUGGACAAUCGAAAGUAAACUGACGGAUUACGCUACAAGGUUUAUAUGGUAGGCAAGAAGUUGAGAUUGUACCAGUAAGAUCCAGAGUUCGAAUCCCUCUUCGGGCAUGAAUGUAAUUUAUCUGUCUGUUCUUGUUGUAUCGUGCCAUUUACGUGGUGCUUACGUUAAAGCGAUUAUUAAAAGAGGUAGAUACAUUAGGCACUAGAAGUUUAUCUUUAUUUGGAAAAAAAAGAAUGACGAAAUAUUUCUUCAAUUUUUACGAAAUUUGUUUCCUCGAAGAAGUAACGAUAGUUAUUUAGUCACUUUGACGAAAUUUUUACUCGGAGACUGUUUAUCAGGAAACAGCUUCGUCAAAAACGAUGGAAAUUUCGUGAUAAUCGAGUGUCCAUUUUUUUACAGUGUAAGCAUGUAAUAUAAUUGUGUCAGUGAAAUUAGAAAGUCUGUGCAAUGAUUAUGUCUUCAAAAUAAGUGUUUAAGCGAAAUGAGCUGUCGGUGAAACGAUCAUAUUGGCAAAAUGAGCUGUAAGCGAAAUGAUCGUACCUGCUAAAUGAGCUGCCAAAGUAGUGAUUGCGUCAGCGAUGUGAGGUGCCCACAAAUUGAUCGCGUAGGCUACAUGAUCUCUCAAAUCAGACGCAUGUUGUCUAAAGGGAUCGUCGGCAAAUGAGCUGCAGAGGCGAUUUGUAGGGCUGUAAUGUAAUAUAGUCGAAAGUUGUAGGCAAAAUUAAAUGUUUUUAGAAAAUACCAGAGAUAUUAUGAAAAAAUCACACUUUAUUUAAUAAAACAAUGCCAAUAUUUCUGAAACAAUGAUGGGAUUUUUUGUUACAUGUUAAAUAUAUCAAAAGUAAAAGUAUUGAGUGAAAGCAUGAGCUGCUAUACACUGUUGGUUUUAAAACUAACAAAUUUUAUUUAUUACAAUAUUUGUUGCUGUCCGAAUAAUUAUAUAAACAAAACAUGACUUAACAAAACAUGAUUAUUAAUAAUUUAGCCAUUGAUAAUGUAUAUCAUUUUCGCAUUUAGCUUAUUGAAUUUUUAGUAUAUAUCUAGAAUAAUAAUGGUCGGACCAAGUAUAUAGCAGUAAUCUUUAACCUUCAGCAUUUAUUAGAAUCUAGUAAUGUGUUUUUUCAAACAUGGUUUUUUCUUGUGCUAAUAUGAUGUUUCAUCAAAUGUGGCAGAUAUAUUGUAAGUAAAUGUCGUGCACUAUUUAAUAUGUACAACUUCCAAUGAAAAUUAUGAAAAAGACUUUUUCAUUUCACAAAAAUUCUAUUCUGCUUUUGUUAUACAUAGUUCGAGACUAUUCAGAUAGUAUAAAAUUCAAAAUUAAUUGUAAUUUUAGAGACCACGACGGAAUUUUUAAUCUGGAUUACCAUCUAUUUACUCAAAAGAUUCCUAGUACUUAUAAUUUUGAUUUGCUUACCUAAUUGUUAAAAUGUGCAAAGCAAAUUAUCAGAUCCAAAUUUAUCUUAAAUUUGAGUUAUGGUUUGAUUUAAUAUCGGAUGAUUUUUUUGCUUAUUUAUAAUUAAAACAAUCUUACAUUUAUGUGAAUUUUCACAAAUUCUUAGCUCCCUGAGUUUUAUAAACUCGUUUAUAUAUUUUUUUCUCAAUUCGGCAGUGAUUUGCGUAAUUUCAAGGAUUUUAGAAGCAUUUUCAAGAAAAAAGUAAGUAAAUGUAUGCAUAAGACUAUAAACUGAGGGCUUUUUUCACGUUUAUUAAGCACAUUUUUAAAUUUUGAUUUGAUUUUACUUUCAAAAAUUUUGCUAAAAUUGUCGAUGGCUAUUUACGAAUUCCUGAAGAGUAAAAAGAAAAAGCGAACACCUUAAUAACUUUUGAUCUAGUUAUUAGAUUUUCAUGUAAUGUGAGGAAUUCUUAAUUAUUUAAGCACUAACCUUAAAUAUAAUUCAAAAAUAUAUUUGUGCAAAAAACAAUUUAAGUUACGAAAUCAGACACGAAAGCGUAGUUUUACUAAAUAAUCAUAACGUUUUACAAUGGAUUUGGAAAUUUGUCCCAUAAAAUGUCGGAACGGUAUUUUACAGCUAGGUUGCUGUCCUCAUAAAGUCCAAAAAAAAGGUUUGUUUAUUGAAAGAAAGUAAGCAUUCGUCUCUGAUUUCUUAACUAAAAAACGUGACAAAAAUUGUA